Orycteropus afer afer is the source of this 2806-nucleotide messenger RNA. Lineage: Eukaryota; Metazoa; Chordata; Mammalia; Tubulidentata; Orycteropodidae. The record is from RefSeq and is a predicted model, not a curated record.
CCUGUGUUCAUGUUUGUUUUUGUGCAUUUAUAUUAAAAAUUUAUUGUUUCAGCCAACAUUUAAGAAUAGAAACAAUGGCUGACAACAGUUUGUUAACAUCCACUGCUGGGAGGUCUAGCUUGGCGGACUCUUCUAUUUUUGAUUCUAAAAUGACUGAAACAUCCAAGGAAAACUUACUUGUUGGAUCUACAUAUAUUGAAGAGGAAAUGCCUCAGAUUGAAACAAGGGUGAUAUUGGUUAAAGAAGCUGGAAAACAGGAAGAACUUACAAAGGCCAUAAAGGAAAUUAAAGUGCCCUUUCUCAAGAUGGAAUCAGUGGAAGAAAUUGAAGGUUUGGAUUCUCCAGAAUUUGAAAAUGUAUUCAUAGUCACAGACUUUAAGGAUUCUGUCUUUAAUCACUUAUACAAGGCUGAUUGCAGAAUUAUUGGACCACCUGUUGUAUUAAACUGUGCACAGAAAGGAGAGCCUUUGCCAUUUUCAUGUCGACCACUCUAUUGUACAAGUAUGAUGAAUCUGGUGCUGUGCUUUACCGGAUUCAGGAAGAAAGAAGAACUAGUCAGAUUGGUGACAUUGGUCCAUCACAUGGGUGGAGUUAUUCGAAAAGACUUUAAUUCAAAAGUUACACAUUUGGUGGCAAAUUGUACACAAGGAGAAAAAUUUAGGGUUGCUGUGAGCCUGGGUACUCCAAUUAUGAAGCCAGAAUGGAUUUAUAAAGCUUGGGAAAGGAGGAAUGAACAGGAUUUUUGUGCAGCAUUUGAUAACUUUAAAAAUGAAUUUAAAGUUCCUCCAUUUCAAGAUUGCAUUUUAAGUUUCCUGGGAUUUUCAGAUGAAGAAAAAAACAAUAUGGAAGAAAUGACUGAAAUGCAAGGAGGUAACUAUUUGUCAGUUGGAGAUGAAAGAUGUACCCACCUUAUAGUUGAAGAGAACAUAGUAAAAGAGCUUCCAUUUGAACCUUCAGAGAAACUUUAUGUUGUUAAGCAAGAGUGGUUUUGGGGAAGCAUUCAAAUGGAUGCCCGAGCUGGAGAAACUAUGUAUUUAUAUGAAAAGGCUGGUACUCCUGAGCUCAAGAAAUCAGUAUCACUGCUUUCUCUAAAUACCCCAAACAGCAAUCGCAAAAGACGUCGUUUAAAAGAAACGCUUGCUCAGUUGUCAAGAGAGACAGACAUAUCACCAUUCCCUCCCCGUAAGCGUCCGUCUGCUGAGCAUUCCCUUUCUAUUGGGUCACUCCUGGAUACUUCCAACACACCAGAAUCUAGCAUAAAUUAUGGAGAAACACCGAAGUCUUGUACUAAGUCUUCUAAAAAUUCCACUCCAGUUCCUCCAAAGCAGCCAGCUAGGUGGCAAGUUGCAAAAGAGCUCUAUCAGACUGAAAGUAAUUAUGUAAAUAUAUUGGCAACAAUUAUUCAGUUAUUUCAGAUUCCUUUAGAAGAGGAAGGACAACGAGGUGGACCUAUCCUUGCACCAGAAGAGAUUAAGACUAUUUUUGGUAGCAUCCCGGAUAUCUUUGAUGUGCACACUAAGAUAAAAGAUGAUCUUGAAGACCUUAUUAUUAAUUGGGAUGAUAGCAAAAGCAUUGGUGACAUCUUUCUUAAAUAUUCAAAGGAUUUGGUAAAAACUUACCCUCCUUUUGUAAACUUCUUUGAAAUGAGCAAGGAAACAAUUAUUAAAUGUGAGAAACAGAAACCAAGAUUUCAUGCUUUUUUGAAGAUAAAUCAAGCUAAACCAGAAUGUGGACGGCAAAGCCUUGUUGAACUUCUCAUCCGACCAGUACAGAGAUUACCCAGUGUUGCACUACUUUUAAAUGAUCUUAAGAAGCACACAAGUGAUGAAAAUCCUGACAAAAGCACUCUAGAGAAAGCUAUUGGCUCACUAAAGGAAGUAAUGACGCAUAUUAAUGAGGAUAAGAGAAAAACAGAAGCCCGAAAGCAAAUUUUUGAUGUUUUUUAUGAAGUAGAUGGAUGCCCAGCUAAUCUUUUAUCUUCUCACCGAAGCUUAGUACAACGAGUUGAAACAAUUUCUCUAGGUGAGCACCCUUGUGAUAAAGGAGAACAAGUAACUCUCUUCCUCUUCAAUGACUGCCUGGAGAUGGCAAAGAAACGACACAAAGUUAUUGGUACUUUUUGGAGUCCUCAUGGCCAUACUCGACCCCCAACUUCUCUUAAGCAUAUUCAUCUAAUGCCUCUUUCUCAAAUUAAGAAGGUGCUGGACAUAAGAGAGACAGAAGAUUGCCAUAAUGCUUUUGCCUUGCUUGUGAGGCCACCAACAGAGCAGGCAAAUGUGCUGCUGAGUUUCCAGAUGACAUCAGAGGAACUUCCCAAGGAAAGCUGGCUAAAGAUGCUAUGUCGACAUGUAGCCAAUACCAUUUGUAAAGCAGAUGCUGAGAAUCUUAUUUAUACUGCUGAUCCAGAAUCCUUUGAAGUAAAUACAAAAGAUAUGGACAGUACAUUGAGUAGAGCAUCUAGAGCAAUAAAAAAGACUUCAAAAAAGGUUACAAGAGCAUUCUCUUUCUCCAAAACUCCAAAAAGAGCUCUUCGAAGGGCUCUUAUGACAGCUCAUAGCUCAGCAGAGGGAAGAAGCCCACCCAGCAAUGACAAGCAUGUAGUGAGUCGUCUGUCUAGCACAUCAUCAUUAGCAGGUAUCCCAUCCCCUUCCCUUGUCAGCCUUCCAUCCUUCUUUGAAAGGAGAAGUCAUACUUUAAGUAGAUCUACAACUCAUUUGAUAUGAAGCUUAAAAAUUUUGUAUUAUAGAAACUUAUAACCACCUCAUAUCAAACAAGAAACUGACAUAAUCGUGCUUGUCAUUAGCAC